Messenger RNA from Bufo gargarizans (Asiatic toad), 524 nucleotides. RefSeq names its product omwaprin-a-like. Bases 74 to 304 code for a protein of 76 amino acids. Gene Ontology annotation, molecular function: peptidase inhibitor activity. The record is from RefSeq and is a predicted model, not a curated record. The transcript has 3 exons. Lineage: Eukaryota; Metazoa; Chordata; Amphibia; Anura; Bufonidae. Gene Ontology annotation, cellular component: extracellular region.
UCCCCACUGCAUAAAUCUCUUUAAAUGGCGAGUCCUUCAGCUGGAUUGUGCAUAUCUCCAGUGCUCAUCCGAUAUGGCACCUGUGACCGUCUCUCUCAUUCUUCUCAUUCUUUGCUGUGCAGGAGCAUUAGCAGACACCAAUGGCAAACCCCCUCCAGAAAAACCAGGAGAAUGCCCACCAAGUCUAUUAAUAGCCUGUGUUGAACCUGUGGAUGAUUUGUGCAAAUCUGACAAAGAAUGCCUUGGGAAACAGAAGUGCUGCUUCUUUAAAUGCAAUAAAGAAUGCAAGGAUCCCAUCAAGUAGAAGCCCGGGACAUGCCCACCACCAUUGAGCUUAUUUGGGGGACCAAUGCAACAUGGAAAACAUGGUGGUGACUGACGUAAUAGUCCGGGAAAAAUAGGUGGCUGGAUCCGCUGCCCCAGGUGCCCAGUCUGAAUACACCCCCAUUAGAGGCAGAUUCCUCCUCCUUCUCAGCGAUCAUAGUGACAUUUAUCAAUGUAAUAAAGCAGAAGAUGAAAAAUGA